AGCACAGCGCGGCGCGGCCCCUCCCGCGCCCUCCCCCGGCGCCGACACCCGCGGGGCCGGCGCUAUAAUAGGCCGCCGCCCGCCGUCCCGGGCGGAGGAGCCUCCCCGCGGCGCGCCCCGUGUGCAGGCAGCGGUGCCUCCGCGCGGCCGGGCCCGUCCCGUCCCGUCCCGUCCCGUCCCGUCCCGCGGCGGUGCUGAGCCCCCGGGCGCCCAGCCCGGCCCGGGCGGCGCAGGGGCGGCGGGGCGAUGGGCCGAGGCGCGGCGGGGCGCCCCGCUGCGCGGCUGCCGGGCGCGGCGGCCGGGGGGCUGCGCUAGGGCGGCGCGGCGGCGCCGGGCCCCGCGGCGGCGAGGAUGCAGCACCCGCUGGAGCUGGGCGCCGCGCACUACUUCCCGGCCGAGGCCUUCCCCGACCAGCGCUCGCACCGCUACCGCAGCUUCAUGAUCGAGGAGAUCCUCACGGAGCACCCGGACGCCAAGGGCGCCGCGCCGGCCGGGGAGCUCCUCAAGUUCGGCGUCCAGGCGCUGCUCUCGGCGCGGCCCUACCACAACCACCUCGCGGUGCUGAAGGCGGAGCCGGCGGCCGUGUUCAAGUUCCCGCUGGCGCCCCUGGGCUGCUCGGGGCUGGGCUCGGCGCUGCUGGCCGCCGGCUCGGCGCUGCCGGGCGGCGCGGCCCCGCCGCACCUCCCGCUGGAGCUGCACCUCCGCGGCAAGCUGGAGCCGGGCGCCGCCGAGCCGGGCGGCAAGGCCAAGAAGGGGCGCCGCAGCCGCACCGUCUUCACCGAGCUGCAGCUCAUGGGGCUGGAGAAGCGCUUCGAGAAGCAGAAGUACCUCUCCACGCCCGACAGAAUAGACCUGGCCGAAUCGCUGGGGCUCAGCCAGCUGCAGGUGAAAACCUGGUACCAGAACAGGCGGAUGAAAUGGAAGAAAAUAGUGUUGCAGGGGGGCGGCCUGGAGUCCCCCACCAAGCCCAAGGGCCGCCCCAAGAAGAACUCCAUCCCCAGCAGCGAGCAGCUGUCGGAGCAGGAGCGAGCCCGGGACGCCGAGAAGCCGCCCGAGAGCCUCGGCUCGCCCUGUGAGGUCAGCCAGGAGGAGUGACCGGCCCCGGCCCCGGCCCCGGCCCGGCCCGGCCCGGCCCGGCCCGGCCCGGCCGCCCCCGCCAGCGGCGCCGCCGAGGAGGGGCCGCCCCGGCGCCGCGGCGGCCGGGCCGGCCGGGCCCCCGCGCUGCGACGCCCGGUCCCCGCGGCGGGGUCACUUGUGCCGCGGUGCGGGCAGGAGGCGGCCGGCGGCCCGGCACCGUCCUGCCCCGCGAGGAGCGCCCGGGGGGACGCGGAGGGGCGGCGAGCGCCGAGCGGACUGUUCUUGCGUUUGGUCCCGAUGAAUUCAACGUCCCGGCCGGCCCCGUGCGCCGCUCCCGCCGCUCCUCCCCGCGCCGGCGGAGCGCUCCGCCGCGGACGCCGGUGUUGUGCGACGGCCCGGGCGGGCCGGGAGGACAGUGGAUCCCGUCUUUCACACCUGCUCGCUCUCUAAAACCCUGUGGUGCCCCUAGUUAUUCGAAAACUGCAUUUUAUGAUCAGUUUUAUUAAUGCGAAGAUAUUUACUUUAUUUCAAUAAAGUAUUUUAUGAACUAUAA
Messenger RNA from Dromaius novaehollandiae (emu), 1630 nucleotides. It is a transcript of the gene BARX1, whose product is annotated as BARX homeobox 1. The transcript is spliced from 4 exons. Gene Ontology annotation, biological process: regulation of DNA-templated transcription. Gene Ontology annotation, molecular function: DNA-binding transcription factor activity, RNA polymerase II-specific; DNA binding. The coding region runs from base 352 to 1095 and encodes 247 amino acids. NCBI's taxonomy places the organism in Eukaryota, Metazoa, Chordata, Aves, Casuariiformes, Dromaiidae. The record is from RefSeq and is a predicted model, not a curated record.